This is a messenger RNA of Symbiodinium pilosum, 2055 nucleotides long. The record is from the annotation of a GenBank genome assembly. Lineage: Eukaryota; Dinophyceae; Suessiales; Symbiodiniaceae.
AUGUCUGAUACCGAUCAACAAAAAUGGGACCAGCGAUAUACACAGCAGGUCCAGCGCGAAACGCCAAGCCCCGCGCCAUGGCUGGUGGAGAUGUUGCCAGAGUUGCCGGCAGGCACUGCACUGGAUCUGGCCUGCGGACGUGGUGGCAAUGCCAUUUAUCUGGCUGGACGUGGUUAUACAGUCGAUGCAAUCGACAUAUCGCCCGUGGGGCUGCAAUUGGCUCAGGAGGCAGCGCUUUCGGCCGGCGUGAAGGUGAACUUCUCCUGUCAGGACCUGUUGGCGGAUGUGCAGAUCAGCAACUGGCACUACGAUCUUAUCGUGAUGUACCACUUCAUGGCCCCCGCGCUGUUGGCGCGUCUGCACGAGGCAUUGCGACCGGGUGGUGUGCUGAUGGUGGAACAGCACAUGAGCGGUUUUCCCGGUGCUGCAGGUCCCGGCAGCGAUCGAUUUCGUAUUGCGCCGGGUGAACUUGCGCAGGCCGUGUGUGGUCUUGAAGUUGUUCGGGUGGAAGAAGGACUGUUCUCCCGGGGCGAAGCUGCACCCUUCGCCCUGUCUCGAUUACUCGCUCGACGGGCGGUAUAUCGAGAUGAGCAGAACCCUCUGGGUUACUACGAUCGCGAGCUGACGAAACAGAAGCGUGAUCAGAAGGAAGUUUUUGACUUUAAAGCCGGUGGCCAUCAGUCGAGUAAUCCGGUAUUGUGUGACAAGGGUUUUGGCGACCGCCAUACCAGUGCGGCAAGGCUGAACUACUAUCCCGCAGAAGAUCCCGUGCCUGCCGCCGAGCGCGCCGAUGUUUCAGCAUUAGGUGAUCUGGCGCUGCACCAUCAUACCGACCCAGGCGCCAUAACUCUGUUGUUGCAGGACGACCAUGGCGGGCUUCAGGCGCUGUCUAAAACGGACGGUUGGAUUAAUGUGCCGCCGCAGCCAGGAACCAUAGUUGUGAACGUCGGCGACGUUCUGCAGGUGUGGACAAACGACCGCUGCACCGCCGGUGUUCAUCGCGUUUUAUCGGUGGCCAGUUCGCGUGGACGUUACAGCACGCCAUUUUUCUAUCAACCCAGGGUAGAUGCGCUCGUUGAACCCUGGCUGGCAGCGGAUGAGACACCCCACUACAACAGUUUUUCAUGGCGGGAUUAUAUUCGUGGGCGGGUAACCGACAAUUUUGCAGAUUACGGUGAAAGCGACAUCCAGAUUGACCGCUACCGCAUAGCCGCUGAAGCUCAGUCAUACGAUGAAGCGCCGAAUUACAAAUCCUACACACCGCAAUCGGGUGAUGUUUUCAUCAGCAGCUGGGCGAAGAGUGGCACAACUUUGUUGCAGCAGAUGUUUCACCAGCUGCGCACCGGUGGAGAUAUGGAUUUUGACGACAUCAGUCGGAUGACGCCCUGGGAAGACACUGCCCUGAUGCUCGACUUCGACAUGACUGUGCAGCAGGUGGCUUCGCCAAGAGGAUUUAAAUCACAUCGUGAUUAUCAGAGGCUUCCACCAGGCAUGCGUUAUAUCGUUAGCCUGCGCGACCCGAAAGAGACCUAUGUGUCCUUCUAUCGCUUUAUGGAUGGCUGGCAAAUUGAGCCGGGCGCUAUCCCGAUGGAAGAUUUUCUACCGAUCUGGAUGUCGGGCGGUCCGGGCGGCUGUGACUAUGUCACCCACCUGCUGAGCUGGUAUGCGCGCCGCAACGAAGCGGAUACUUUGCUCGCGAGCUAUCAAUGGGUGGUUAAGAACCGCGCGGAGAUGAUCCGCCGGAUGGCAGAGUUAUGCGGCAUAGAGCUGACGCCGGAAUUGGCCGACCUGGUACUGCAUCGCACCUCCCGCGAAUACAUGGUUGAGCACAAAGAUAAAUUUGAUGAUGCAAUGGUCAGCGCUGCCUUAGAGCGCAAGCACGGCAUCCCUGCAGACAGUGACUCCAGCAAAGUCCAGGCGCAAGGCAGCGAUGCCAAGGUGCUGCCCGACAGCGUUGCCCAAGCCAUAGAUGCAAUGUGGGCAGACCAGGUGGCCCCUGUGACAGGUCAUGCUGACUUUGCAUCGCUGGCGCGCAGCAUUGACGAACGAGGCUAG